This is a messenger RNA of Oppiella nova, 2477 nucleotides long. The record is from the annotation of a GenBank genome assembly. Lineage: Eukaryota; Metazoa; Arthropoda; Arachnida; Sarcoptiformes; Oppiidae.
GAAAUCGUGUGAACCAAUGGGAGCACAGUAUUAACAUUGACAGCAAUAAGCAUUGAAAGCACGUGUUGUGUGAAUACAACAACACAUGUGUUUUGCGGACAUUUAACUAGUGAUCAGACUUUGGGACACAAUUAGUGACCGCAAGAAGUGACUGUAGGAUCAAAGUAUGGGUCGAAAAGGCAAUUACGACCAGAAGGUUAAGCGCGGCAAAGGGCGGGCAUCCAAGAAGCAAAAGGAUCCGGAGUUCAAGCAGUGGUUUGCCGGCGACACCACCGAUGACCACAAGAAUGCGUCCAAAAAGAGGAAGAAGUCACUGAAAUCUGAUAAUCAAAAGAGUGGUGUAAAUGAUCGCAAGAGUGGCCAAAAACGGGUCAAAUUUGCCGAUAAGAUUGAGUACAGUCCCGACUCGGAUGACGAUCAGGUGGCGGACCAGUCGCUCGAUGAUAAUGAGACCACAUUUGACACGACUGGCGAGGAUUACUCCGACGACGGAUCGGAUGAGGUGCAGAUGAAUGGUAAUCAUAAUGAGGACGACGACGAGGAAGAGGACUUGGAUGAAGACGUUGAACAGGAAGGAGAGGAUGAGGAGGAAGAAGGGAAUGAAGGAAGUGAUGAGGAAUUGGACACAACUAUAGAGUUAAACGCGACGACCGAUGAGGAGGACAUGAAGAUAUCGGAUGCCAUCCAAUUGGGAACCACUGACAGCCGACUGCCCGAAGACUUGGCGAUCAUUAAGCAGCGAAUAAGUGAUGUGUUGUUUGUGUUGUCGGACUUCAAGUCCCGGCGCGACCCCAACCGCUCGCGCGCUGACUAUCAGUUGAUUUUGAAGCAAGAUUUGUGUCAAUACUAUAAUUACAACGAGUUUUUGAUGGAAAAACUGAUGCAUUUGUUUAACGGCGAAGAACUCAAAGAGUUUCUGGAGGCGAGUGAAGUGCACCGACCGCUCACUCUCAGGACCAACACGUUGAAGACCCGGCGCCGCGAUUUGGCGCAAACGUUGAUCAAUAUUGGCGUUAAUGUGGACCCGAUUGCCAAGUGGUCGCGAGUGGGACUCGUUGUGUACGACAGUCAGGUGCCCAUCGGAGCCACACCGCAAUACCUGGCCGGCCAUUACAUGCUCCAGGGAGCGGCCUCACUGUUGCCGGCCAUGGCGUUGGCGCCCCAACAGAACGAGAAGGUGUUGGACAUGUGUGCGGCACCGGGAGGCAAGACCACACAUAUUGCGGCGCUCAUGAAGAACACGGGUAUUGUGUUCGCCAACGAUCCCAACAAAGACAGGUGUAAAGCAGUGGUGGCCAACGCUCACAGGUUAGGGAUUGUCAACACUGUGGUCAGCAAUUAUGACGGGCGACAGUUCCCCAAAAUUAUGACCGGCUUUGAUCGGGUCCUGUGCGACGCCCCCUGCAGUGGAACCGGUGUUAUCGCCAAAGAUCCCAUCGUUAAGACAAGUAAAGAAUCAGUAGACAUUCAACGGUGCGCUCUCUUACAGAAAGAGUUAAUUCUAGCGGCUAUUGAUUGCUUGGACGCCAACUCCAAAACUGGCGGUUAUCUCGUGUACUCGACCUGUUCUGUACUGGUCGAGGAGAAUGAAAGGGUUAUUGAUUACGCGCUUAAGAAGCGUAACGUAAAGCUCGUACCAAUCGGUGUCGACUUCGGGAGGGAAGGGUUCACUCACUAUAGGGAACUCCGUUUCCACCCGACUCUGUUGCACACCCGACGCUUUUACCCGCACUCACACAACACGGACGGCUUCUUUGUGGCCAAACUCAAGAAGUUUUCCAAUACUAUACCCAAGAGUACUGUCACUCAGAAAGACAUUAGACGGCUGUCCAAAAAGUUAGCCCUCACUUGCAAUGAAACAGAUGACCAGAAAACGGAUGAAACAAACGUUAAUAACAUAAAUAAAAAGCAUAAGAAAACUAAAACUCAUAAUAAAAGGGAUGGAAAUGAAAGCAAAGGAAAAGUGAGUGAAAAGAGUGGUAACAUUGAGAAGAAAGCAGAGCCUGAAAGCGAUGACCAGACGGCCGUUGAGGGGAAGGGUGUGUCCGAUGAGGUCGAGAGUAAGAGUGAAAUCGAUAAGAAGCGGGUGUCGGGCGCCAGGAGACUGAAAAUGAGACGAAAACAGCAGAGAAAUCGCAAUAAAAAGAAGAAAUUGAAGUUAAAGGAGAAGAAACCGAAAGCACCGGCAGAUCAACAAAAACGCCAGAAGCCGACCACCAAUACUAGCGAUUCGAAUAAGAAGUCGAAACACAAGAAGAAGAAUAAGAAGACGAGUGUUAAGACGAAAGAGGAGUGAAAACCAAUGGGGAAUGGGAUCUAAAUAUGGGAGGAAAUAUAGUUAUAAAUUAAUUUAUAUAUUUUUGAUUCAUUUGAUUGACGCCAACAUUAUGUUAGUGAUGGAAAGACAUGUCAUGUAUUACAUGCGAAAUGAAAUGUAUAAAUGAAGUUUUAAUUAUUAAACAGUUAUUUUAAACUUA